Haliotis rufescens (red abalone) is the source of this 3748-nucleotide messenger RNA. Its product is annotated as C2 domain-containing protein 5-like. Bases 73 to 3360 code for a protein of 1095 amino acids. The transcript is spliced from 32 exons. NCBI's taxonomy places the organism in Eukaryota, Metazoa, Mollusca, Gastropoda, Lepetellida, Haliotidae. The record is from RefSeq and is a predicted model, not a curated record. Gene Ontology annotation, biological process: protein localization to plasma membrane; positive regulation of protein targeting to membrane; positive regulation of D-glucose transmembrane transport. Gene Ontology annotation, cellular component: plasma membrane. Gene Ontology annotation, molecular function: calcium-dependent phospholipid binding; calcium ion binding.
CCAAGAUGGCAGAAGUCUGUAUGUGACAGCUCUAGACAUUCUACAUUUUAUUUGUUGACACUGAAACGUAAAAUGCCAGGCAAGCUCAAAGUCCGUAUCCUAGGGGCACGGAAUCUGCCAGUGAUGGAUCGAGCCUCAGAUCUCACAGAUGCAUUUGUUGAAGUUCGAUUCAGUAAUGAGGUGAUGAAGACUGAUGUGUACAGGAAGUCACUGAACCCACAGUGGGACUCGGAUUGGUACAAGUUUGAGGUUGAUGAUGAAGUGCUUCAGGAUGAACCCCUGGAACUGAGAGUGCUGGACUACGACACCUACAGUGCCCACGAUGCUAUAGGGAAGGUGUACAUUGACCUGAACCCCCUACUCACCAGAGAGAGCCCCCACGUCAUCAAUGGAUGGUUCCCUGUCUAUGACACUAUGCAUGGAAUCCGUGGCGAGUUGAACGUGCUGGUGAAGGUGGAGCUGUUCAGUGACUUCAAUAAGUUUAGGCAGUCUUCCUGCGGCAUCCAGUUCUUCUGUACCAGUGAAGUCCCUGCUGGCCACAGAUUACUUGUCAUCCAUGGUUUCGUGGAGGAGCUUGUUGUCAACAACGAUCCUGAAUAUCAGUGGAUUGACAAACUUCGGACACCACGGGCAUCGAAUGAAGCAAGACAGAGGCUUUUCUCCAAGCUCUCAGGUGAACUACAGCGGAAGAUUGGGGUCAAGGUGAUGGAGAUGGGAGGCAAUGCUGUACUGGGCUACUGCCAUUGUUUUGAUCUGGAAGGGGAGUCCGGCAUUGUGGUCCGGGGUAUCGGCACCGCGGUCACAAUCACAAAGUUCACAGGACAGUUGUCACCCAUCGGGGUCUCGCCUUACAAGGAUGGCCGUCAUGUCACCUUCCUCAGUGUCCGGCAUCACAAACGACCUGUCUCCAUGACAACCUCACCCCCAGUCUCCCCCCACAAGCAAGCCAAGUGCUGGUCCCCGCCCCCUACUGCCCCUCCCGCUCUUCAUGGGGGUCAUGUGUUCACUUUCCCUUCCAGCUCCCCCCUCCCCGAGGACACCAUUGCCCCCUCCUCCUCCCCGACACCUCACCGCAACUCCACGUCGCCUGUCCGAGUGGCUGUCCCCGUCAUCAACCCUGUCAUCAACCGUCGAUCCUCCGACUCUGAUCUCAGUUCACCACCCCGUGAGGUUGAGUUUCGAACGUCGAAAGAGCGUCGGUUCUUGAAGAGGAGCAACAGUCUGACAGGAAGUAGUGGCAGCGGUAGCGGAGCUGGCAGCGGAACACGCCUCACUCACUCCCGGACAUGUGUUCAACAACAGAACAUCGACAUGCUGGAGUUCCCUUUCUUCACAAUGAGAUCCCUUCCUGUGGGGUUCAUCGUCCAUCUUGGCGGUGUUGUGUCGGCUAGAUCGGUCAAACUGCUGGACAAGAUACACAACCCUGAGGAACCAGAGACCAGGGACACUUGGUGGACGGAAAUCAGAACAGAGAUACGUUCACAUGCACGUGCCAUGGGCUGCCAUGCCGUCAUCGGAUACGUGGAGCAGACCUCGAUAUGCGAUGAGAUCAUCAUCUUGUCAGCCAGUGGGACAGCCGCACGAGUCAACUUGAGUGCAGAGCCCCAGGUCUCCAUCGCCCGCUCCAACACACCCCUCACGUCCUCCCUGGAGCGUUGUCAGGGAGACAAGGACAAGAAGCUGUUUGUGGACAUCAACCUAGCCAAUCAGCUUGCUCAGAACAGGCUGUCCCCCUGUGUUGAUGGUGGAGAGGACGCCCUGUCUACCCACAACUGUGGUGUGUGCCACGUCCCCUACAAGAGCACCACCCUCCCCUUCAGCGUCACACUCUCCCCAUGUGUGCUGUGCAGACGGAAGAAGGUUCCUGACAUUCUAUUCACAACAAUCGACCCCCCACCAGAGAUCCUGACAUGGGGCAAGGGGAGUUUGGUCCAAGCAAGAAUAUGCAGAGUCAGAACGAAAACAAAGGGUGAAACAAGUGCCAAAGAAGUCAGCGAUUGUCUACCAUUCAUGGAAUAUGAACUUCAUAGUCAGUUAAUGAAUAAGUUAAAGAUGAAGGGGAUGAACGGCCUGUUUGGUCUGAAGAUACAGGUGUGUGUUGGAGACACCAUGAUAGUGGCUGUUGGGAGUGCCACUGCCACCUACCUAGGCCCUCUGCCCCCUCCUCCAAUACCUAAGGUGUCUAGUCAGGUAAGAGGGGCCACACACUCACAGACAUCAAUGAAGGGUGAGAAUGCAACUUUCUUGGAGCUUCAGAAGAAGAUAAUGGACACUAUGCAGGGAAACAGAGAACGAUUCUGCCUUGACAUCAUGGACAACCAGGGUCAGCCAAGUCCACGCAGCAUGGCUACCGACGAGAGUGAAGAUGACCAGUCCGAUCUGGAACUGUCAAUAGGCAACAAGGAAACAUUUGUGCUGGAGAUCGAUGAUGUGAAGGAUGAGAUGAUUGCUGCCAUGCUGCAUGACAUCCCGCCUCCAGAUGGCAUCGAGACGUGUAACACUCUCCUUCCUCCCAGCGUCACACGGGACAACAUCAACACAAACCUUCAGAUGUUUACACAAGUGUGGCGGGGUAGACUGGCACCACAGUCCAAGGCAGACUUCGCCAACAUGUUCGAAAGCUUACUUAGGAAAAUCUACUUCAAGCUGCGGAAGCUGGUUCCCCUGUGUUUGGCAGGGCUGGACUUCAACGUGGAAAUCCCAGACGAAGAUGAAAUACAGAUAUCAGUGACCGGGUGCUGUCUGGGCGUUAGCGACAUCCGGCAGACUGCCAGCACAGGACAUCUCAGUCUGCCUCAGUCUGCCACCAAGACCCCCCAGAAGUCAGCUUCAGGUACAGGCGAGGGGGAAGACAUGAUGUUCCCAAUGGAUAUAACAGAAACAAGUACCCCUGCAGGAGGGAAAGUUAUCAAGUCAAUGAAGGUAGAAGCUAUCAAGAAAGAGUUUCAGUACAAAGCAACACCUCCAAUGAGGCAUCCUAAUGGUGUAGAGUUAUCUCCCCUUCCUAUAGUGGCAGGUGGCAAGAUAGAGAAGUAUCUUGGCAACUACAACUUCUUCUUCAUCAGAGAAAGUACAUCAGUCAGAGAGGAUGGUGGGUUGGGAGGCUUUGUGCAGACAGCUGUAGCAGAAGUGAUGGCUAUUGUCCGUGCCCAUGUGGCCUCCCUUGGAGGAAACGCACUGGUUGCAUACAGGAUGACGCACUGUGUGCUAUACAGCAACCCUCACAAGAACCAGAGUCAGUGCCUGAUCAGUGUCUGCGGCGAUGCAGUCAGCGCGAACUACAUCACAGACAACUCUGUCACCGUCAUACCUGACCACAUACAGCAGAGAGACCAACCCAAAGUAGUUAAUUAUACAUGACAGCCGCAGGAAAAGAUUCCGAGUACAUCAUCAUUCAAGAAUUGAAGAUUAAAUGACUUGAAAAUAAUCAAGUACAAGUUGAACCAUGUUGAGAUUCCAGUGUUAAAAUUGGUCUCCAACAGCCUGAUUGUGGGGUGAGACAACCAAAUGGAAUGGGUGGUGAGGCUCAGCUGACUUGGUUGGUGUGGAUGUUGGUAAUGCUAUCAAUCACUGGAUUGUAUGGUCCAGACUUGGUUAUUUUCAUACAGAGGCAUAUACCUGAAAUAUUGUUGAAGUGGCAUCAAGCAACAAACAAACUUUUCCAGGCCCCUUUGUAAAACGAUCUUAGCACUACGACUGUUGCAAGUCUAUGUUAAAGUAACAGAAUUAAACAAUGGGGGUGAUAAGA